Molecule: messenger RNA, 2223 nt
Organism: Alternaria burnsii
Lineage: Eukaryota; Fungi; Ascomycota; Dothideomycetes; Pleosporales; Pleosporaceae
Exons: 1
Coding region: 1-2223 (740 amino acids)
Source: RefSeq, a predicted model, not a curated record
AUGGCAGGACCAGCACUUCAACUAUUCCCUCCGCCUCGUGCUCCAAGACAGACGAGUCCUAACCGAAGACCAUCUCCACACACAAAACCAACAAGUCCAGAGCCAUUGCUGCCUGAGAGUGCAGUGAGCAACAAAUCUCCAGUUGACCUCCACGGACUCCUUAUACAGGUCAACUCUGUUCCAGUCUCUCCAUCCAACCCAAUGGCUCCCCCGCCAGCCAUUGCAGCUCCGCCAAGAGCACAUAUGCCCAACUCGCAGGCUACAACAGCGGUGUCACCAACGGGCAGGCCACACUUCGAGCCAACCCCUCAGCAAGCAGCCUCUCCGCAAAUUGAACGUCAAGAAAGCUUUUACCGCGCACAAGAACGUCCUGGGCAUAACCAGACUAGCGAUCAGCAACGUACCGCUAGCCCAGAUCCAACUCGCGCCAUCUCACCAGCAUUCUCUGAAGCUCAGACUCUGGUCCGAGCAAAUAGCUCUGCCACUCGAUGCGUCUCACCUCAAGAAGAGAUUCCGAUGCGAUCAAUGUUCCCCAUUUAUGAUCCUACCGUCCCCCUUGGACGUCAACCAUAUCAGCCAACGCAAACAUCGCCAACACAGAUACCCCGGACGCAAAUCAGUCGAUCGCCCUAUUCUUCCGAGUCGUAUGUUCCUCAUAGUAACGUUCGUUCGAGCAAUUCGUCAGCCCCUCCACCACCCAAGCCCUUCUUUACGCCGUCCAACCUACUCGACAACCUCUGGACGGCUACCAACGGACAAGAAGAGCCAAGUGUACAGAUAUAUACAUUGAGGAUGCAUCGAGCAACUGCCUCGAAUCCAACAAUCACGUUUGGUACGACGCCGUCCUUGCCAUUCUAUUCUGUAGCACAGUCGAAUCUGGCAGGAAAUCACGACAUACCCAGCAUUAUGAACGAAUUGCUUAUCCAACGGCAUCAUCCAACUCAGCCGCGAGUGCUGCCUAUUGCCCAACUCGACCUCAUCGCGCCGCCUUCAUUAGAUAGUGGGGCUUUCAGCCAAAAGCAGCACGAGGACACCACCAUGCUUACUAGCAUAUAUCCCAAGCUUGCCGCUCUCCAGGCACUCGAUGCGGCUGCCAAUUCUCCCGCUGCCUCGCGCAUAGCGCUUUCGGACCCUGGCGCGCAGUCUCCCGCUGCACAACGGCUGGCUGAAGACGUUUUGGCUGGUACUGCACAGCGCGAGUGCUGCGCCCUUGCCUGGACGAGGGAUAACCCUCAACAACAAGCAAAUCCUUGGGCGCAACAUAUGCCGUCAGAAGGAUCGUAUCAGUUGCACCAUCCGACAUUGGGCACGUUUCCUAUCUCUUUAGAGGGCGACUGCUCUGUCAUCAACGCACCUUCCACCAGACCUGUUACAGCGUUCUAUGGACAUAACAUGCCCAUGACACCGCAGAAUAUGGGACGGAAGCCCGCUUGCAUCACGGUAUUGAAUCCUUACAUUCUUUCUCCAACGACACCACGGACAAACGCUUUCUCCCCACUGCCACCACCUCCACGGUUGGAUGGUAUCAACCGACCAAUAUCCAUGACUCCGUCCGAGAUGUCGGUUGGCCAGCUUCCCACGACCACAGACGCCACUGCGGAUGAUGCUAUGCUCGCACGUCUCGAUUUCGCCAACGAUGCUCUGAUCCUCAAUCUUGGUGCUUUGACACGUUUCGGCAAUCCUUUCCUAGUUGAUGUUGUAACUUGCACGCUCCUGGCUGUUGCAGUGGCGGAAGCUACGCGCGGUCGCAAGACACGUAAUCGAAGUCAAGAGAACUUUGAGCCCCCACCACCGAGCUUCACCCUGACACAUCAGAAGGAAGACACAGCGAAAGCGUUCAAAGACUCCUUUGUCGAGGGCUUUCAAGGCAUCGGAGGAAAGUCACGACCACCGCUCUCUGGUAAAGGGCUGAAGAAGUUUGCUUCCAGCCUAAGAAGUACGACGACGACACGUAGUGAGAGCGCACAUGGAAGUUUCGACAAGGACAUUGAGCUGGGAGAGUGGUACGGACAGGACAAGUACACCAAAGCAAAAGAGACAAAGUCUGAGAAGAAGGCAAAAAAGUCGAGUGCUGAUGACGAAAGUAAAUUGCCGUUUGUCGCCCGCACCGUCAUAACAGUAUUGACGUUCGCAUUCAAGACUGUGGUGUUUGUCUUGAAAAUUGCGUUCAAGAUUGUUGCGGGUGUCAUCGUUAUGAUUACGAGAAACUUCAGCAAAUUAUAA